This is a messenger RNA of Tetrapisispora phaffii CBS 4417, 258 nucleotides long. It is a transcript of the gene LSM3, whose product is annotated as U4/U6-U5 snRNP complex subunit LSM3. Gene Ontology annotation, biological process: mRNA splicing, via spliceosome; P-body assembly. The record is from RefSeq and is a predicted model, not a curated record. The transcript has a single exon. Bases 1 to 258 code for a protein of 85 amino acids. Lineage: Eukaryota; Fungi; Ascomycota; Saccharomycetes; Saccharomycetales; Saccharomycetaceae. Gene Ontology annotation, cellular component: Lsm1-7-Pat1 complex; U6 snRNP; precatalytic spliceosome. Gene Ontology annotation, molecular function: RNA binding.
AUGUCAUUAGCUACACCUUUGGAUUUAUUGAAAUUGAAUUUAGAUGAAAGGGUCUACGUCAAAUUACGUGGUGCCAGAGAGCUUGUCGGUACACUACAGGCCUUCGAUUCUCAUUGUAAUUUUGUCCUCAGCGAUGCUGUCGAGACUAUUUAUCAACUUAUAGAUGGAGAAUUAAAAUCUAGAGAAAAAAGCUCUGAAAUGAUCUUUGUUAGAGGUGAUACUGUUGCAUUAAUCACCACCCCACUUCCUGAUGAAUAG